AUAAUCCGUGUUCAGAGAGGAGUUUCAGCAGAAAACAGUUGGCAGAUUGUGAGGCGAUACAGUGACUUCGACUUGCUUAAUAAUAGCUUGCAGAUCUCAACUUUAAGUCUACCUCUUCCUCCAAAAAAAUUGAUUGGAAAUAUGGAGCGUGAAUUCAUAGCUGAAAGACAGAAGGGACUCCAGGCCUAUCUCGAUGUAAUUACUACCCAUCACAUACUGUCUAACUGUGAACUGGUAAAAAAAUUCUUGGACCCAAACAGCUAUUCUGUAAACUACACUGAAAUUGCCUUACAGCAUGUUUCAAUGUUCUUCCGAUUAGAGCCAAAGUGGGAAGUGGUAGAACCAUUAAAAGAUAUAGGUUGGCGAAUACGUAAGAAAUAUUUCUUAAUGAAGAUUAAGAAUCAACCAAAGGAACGGCUAAUGUUAAGCUGGGCUGAUCUUGGCCCUGAUAAAUACUUGUCUGACAAAGACUUACAGUAUGCUGUGAAACUUCUUUCUUCCUGUUCUCAUCCCUAUAUUUACAAAAUCACUUUUGCCACUGCCAAUGAAUCUUCAGCGCUGGUUAUUAGACCAUUCAGUGAAAAAGGGACGCUAAAGGACCUUAUUUAUAAGGCAAAGCCAAAAGACCCAUUCCUGAAGAAGUAUUGCAAUCCUAAAAAAAUUCAAGGUCUUGAACUUCAGCAAAUAAAAACAUAUGGAAGACAAAUAUUAGAGGUGUUAAAAUUCUUGCAUGAGAAAGGAUUUCCUUACGGCCAUCUUCACUCUGCCAAUGUGAUGUUGGAUGGGGACACCUGCAAGUUACUGGAUCUAGAAAAUUCCUUGUUGGGACUUCCAUCAUUUUAUCGAUCAUACUUUUCACAGUUUCGGAAAAUUAAUACUUUAGAAGGUGUUGAUGUACACUGCUUUGGACACUUACUGUAUGAAAUGACAUAUGGAAGACCCCCAGAUACGAUUCCAGUAGACAGCUUCCCUCCUGCACCAUCAGUGUUUGUUGUGUCUGUGUUGGAAUCCAUUCUGACCUCUGAAGCUAUGAAGAAUGGCAUGCCAACUGUUUCACGGCUCUUACAGAUGCCAUUAUUCAGUGAUGUCCUGCUAACGAAUUCAGAGAAACCACAGUUUAAGAUUCCUACUAAGCUAAAAGAGGCAUUGAAAACCUUCAAGGAAUGCAUAGAAAAACGAUUAACAGAAGAACAGAAAUUGAUUCACCAGCACAGAAGGCUGACAAGAGCUCAAUCUCAUCAUGGCUCAGAAGAAGAAAAAAAGAAAAGGAAGAUCUUGGCACGAAAGAAGUCAAAACGCUCUGCCUAUGAAAGUGGGGAAGAACACUCAGCAAAAUACAGCAACUCAAAUAACUCAGCAGGCUCUGGGGCGAGUUCCCCCUUAACAUCUCCAUCAUCUCCCACUCCGCCCUCUACAGCAGGAGCAUCAUCAAUACCCCCAGCACCGCCACCGCCGCCCCUGCCACCAGCAGCUCCUCCUCCGAGUACAGAGGUGCCAACACAGCCAAACCCGCAGGCCGAUGUCAGUGCAAGCCGAGGAGCCUUACUCAGCUCCAUUCAAAACUUUCAGAAAGGAACUCUGAAGAAGACACAAACUUGCGACUACAGUGCUCCCAGGAUCAGCUGAGGCCGCUGGUCACGCCAGGAUUGAAUUCCCUCUCCCCCUCCUGUGCCGUCCAGAAAUGAGGCCCUCCUGACCGGCAACCGAUCCACCAGCAUAGUGGCUAAUCACGCCGCAGCUCCGUUUACCCCUAUUUCAGCUUUCCUUGAGUAGCAGCACUACCCUGUCUGAUUUGUGGUGCCAUGCGAAGUACUCCGUUCUUUACUUGGUUUCAAGAACUUUGUUCUCUAGCUACAGUUUCAGGGGUAAAGCAACUUCUAUAUAGCUGAAUAAAAAUCUGAAAGUAGGA
Molecule: messenger RNA, 1909 nt
Organism: Balearica regulorum gibbericeps (East African grey crowned-crane)
Lineage: Eukaryota; Metazoa; Chordata; Aves; Gruiformes; Gruidae
Source: RefSeq, a predicted model, not a curated record